AGGCAGCCAGCCGCCCACCUCCCCUCUUGAGGAAGCAGGGGGGGUGGGGGAGGCGGGGAGAAGACUGCAGCAGCCGCUUCGCUUCCCAAAGUCCCCCCAAGAGCCCCGGUUCAAACCAGGCGCCGCAGCUGGGCCGGGCGAGACGUGCCGCGCCUCACGCAGAGCCGCCCCCUUUUCAGUAGCUGGGCCGCUCCGCCCUCCUCGCUUUGGGGCUGUUGCUGUUCCUGCAGCGGCUCAGUUUGGAGAGGCGGGCCCUGGCCGGAGACACAGCCGAGGAGGUGGAGGUGGUGGUGAGUACGGGCUGGAGGGGACGACGAGGACGGAGGACGGUCCUGCGCUCCAUGCCCCCCCCCCCGCCCCAGUUGCUUUCUCCUUCCCACCAGCCUUCCUGCAGACGGUAUCAUCCUGGGAUCCUAAUGAAUCUGUUCCACUUUACUACGAGAAGGCUAGUUUCUCAAGUAUAUUGCGGACUUAAACCUACUUCUUCCAAGAAACAAAGAAUUUGCUUCGAUAUGGCUCGGCCCAGUUCAAAUAUGGCUGAUUUUCGAGAAGCAUUUGCUAAAGCAAAGCAUAUAGCUAUCAUUACGGGGGCUGGUGUAAGUGCAGAGAGCGGCGUUCCAACCUUCCGAGGUGCAGGAGGAUAUUGGCGGAAAUGGCAGGCUCAGGAACUGGCGACCCCAGAGGCCUUUGCAAGGAACCCUUCUAGGGUGUGGGAAUUCUACCAUUACCGUAGGGAGCUGAUGCUGAGUAAACAUCCCAACCCAGCACACAUUUCCAUAGCAGAAUGUGAGGCCAGGCUAAGCAAGCAAGGCAGAAGUGUUGUGGUCAUCACGCAGAACAUUGAUGAACUCCACAGGAAAGCUGGGACAAAGCAUCUCUUAGAAAUUCACGGCAGUUUAUUCAAAACCCGAUGCACCAGUUGUGGAAAUGUGACAGAAAAUUAUAAGAGUCCAAUUUGUCCUGCUUUGGCUGGAAAAGGCGCUCCAGAUCCUGAAGUCAAAGAUGCUGGGAUUCCUGUGGAAGAUCUUCCUCGGUGUGAAAACUGCAAUGGCCUCUUGCGCCCUCAUGUUGUAUGGUUUGGAGAAACUUUGGAUUCUGACAUCCUUACAGCUGUUGAAAAAGAGCUUGAAACGUGUGACCUGUGUUUGGUGGUUGGAACCUCUUCUAUCGUGUAUCCCGCUGCUAUGUUUGCUCCUCAGGUGUCUGCCAGAGGAGUGCCAGUUGCAGAAUUCAAUAUGGAAAGCACCCCAGCUACAGAUCAGUUCAGUUUCCAUUUUGCAGGUCCCUGUGGUACCACAUUGCCCCCAGCGCUUGCGCGCCAUGAAACUGAGAUCAUCUCUUGAACAUUCAUCACAAGCACGUAGGAAAAGAAUCUGAUUGCUUAACUCACCAAGGUGCAAAUACAAGACCAACAUGGAAUGUAUCGAAAAAGCUUUGUGAAUACUUGGGAAACUGGAUCAGAGGAGGAUUGCAAAUCUUGAUUCUCAGCUUGAUUAUGAGAAUGAAUAAAAGAACAGAUUUAUUAUGGACACUGGCAUUUGAAAAGCUAUUAUGUUUUGUUGUGCUGAACUGUGUAAAAUGCCAGCAUAAAAACACGAUCAGUUCAAAGCAUUGUAUAUGGGUGACAGCAAAUUGUUUGUGCUUCCAUGUAGAUUGUAUGUUCAAUUAAUCAAAAACAGGGACAUUGCCUUUACAGUUUAUACUUUACAACUAUAUGGUUCACAAAGUAAAACAGUUGUAAAAUUCUUGGAAAAUGUAAGGGUGAGUAGCCCAAUAUGGCAAAAUUACAGCUUCUGUACCUUACACUCCAGUAUUUUUUUCAAGAACUCAAUAAAACAAAUUCUUUAUUCUU
Sphaerodactylus townsendi is the source of this 1852-nucleotide messenger RNA. RefSeq names its product sirtuin 5 (gene SIRT5). Bases 342 to 1343 code for a protein of 333 amino acids. Gene Ontology annotation, molecular function: NAD+ binding; protein-malonyllysine demalonylase activity; protein-succinyllysine desuccinylase activity. The transcript has 9 exons. The record is from RefSeq and is a predicted model, not a curated record. Lineage: Eukaryota; Metazoa; Chordata; Lepidosauria; Squamata; Sphaerodactylidae.